Molecule: messenger RNA, 2740 nt
Organism: Anguilla anguilla (European eel)
Lineage: Eukaryota; Metazoa; Chordata; Actinopteri; Anguilliformes; Anguillidae
Gene: sugp1
Product: SURP and G patch domain containing 1
Biological process (GO): RNA processing
Cellular component (GO): nucleoplasm
Molecular function (GO): RNA binding
Source: RefSeq, a predicted model, not a curated record
UUUGACUUAGCGUUCACCGGAAGCUGCGGUAGCAGUAUCUGAGGGGGGAAAAAAACAUACACAACGAUGGAGGGGAGUGAUGCAGGUGGACGAACAGCCUGGAAGGCCAGGCCAGUUCAGAAGAACAAGAUGAGUGUAAAUAUUCUUCGGCAAGAAGAGCUGAUUGCGCAGAAGAAAAGAGAAAUCGAAGCAAAGAUGGCUGAACAAGCAAAGAACAGUUUGCAGGCUCCCAGAAAGCCACUUCCCCCAAGCUGUCCAAGUUCGCAGGGUCCCUCUUCCAACAAAUUUUCCAACGAUGGCAGCUUCCUGCAGCAGUUUUUGAAGAUGCAAAAGGAGAAAUCGAGCUCGGACCCUGGGUCCAACAGCGAGUCCAGAGGUUCGGCUGGCACUGUCCCGGGACCGUCCUCGGGGGCCGCACUGCCCCAGAAGAAGAGCAUCCUGAUCGGGAAAAGGCCCGGGUUGGGCAUCAGCAGCAUGCUCAGCCAGUUCAAGAACUACUCCCAGGCGAAGAAGACUCCGCCCCGCCCCCCGCGGCCCAGUAUCUUCCUCUCGCCCGACGACGAAGACGAGGAAACCGACGAUUCACAUUUCCUGGAGGUGAAAGUUUCCCCCCCAGAGGACCCCGAGGUCCGCAUCAUCCUGGACAAGAUGGCCGUGUUUGUGGCGGAAGGGGGGCCUGAGCUCGAGAGGAAGGCCAUGGAGGACUACAAAGACAACCCCGUUUUCUCGUUCUUGUAUGAUAAAAAUAGCCGGGACUAUCUGUACUACAGAAAGAAAGUUGCCGAAAUACGAAAAGAGAACCCCAAACUGGAGACGCCCUCACGCCUCACUGUCUCCCCCCCAGUGGACGAGGAGACGCAGCGAGUGGCCGAGAAGCUGGCCAGGUUUGUGGCGGAUGGCGGGCCGGAGGUGGAGGCCAUCGCCGCCCAGCACAACCGGGACAACCCAGCGUUCAGGUUUUUGUACGAGCCCAAUAGCGCGGCUCACCGCUUCUACCGAAACAAGGUGGAGGAGUUCCGCCUGGGGUCGCAGAGACAGAGCCCCCCGCCCCCGGCCCCCAGAGACCCCCCCGCGGCGGGGCUGAAGAGACGGCCGCCGCCCCCCGCCCCCGCGCACCAGCUCAGCCCCUCCGAUCGGGCUGCCCCGCCCGCGCAGGCCGGCGACGCCGCGCCCGCCAUGCCCGCCGCCGCCGCCGCCGCCAAAAGGAAGAGGAAGAGCCGCUGGGGUUCCGAAGACGACAAAGUGGACCUCCCCAUCCCGCCCAUCAUCAUCCCGCCGGAGGCCGAGCCGGAGCCGGACACCCCCUCCCUCUCCGUUCAGGAGCUGAGGGGGCUGGGUUACAAGAAGGGCAAGCCCGUGGGGCUGGUGGGGGUGACCGAGCUGUCGGAGGAUCAGAAGAAACAGCUCAAAGAGCAGCAGGAGAUGCAGGAGAUGUUCGACAUGAUCAUGAAGCACAAGCGGGCCAUGCAGGAGAUGCAGGUGAUGUGGGAGAAGGCGGUGCGGGACCACCAGCACGAGUACGACAGCGACGAGGAGGUGGACCAGGACGGCACCUGGGAGCACCGCCUGCGGCAGAUGGAGAUGGAGAAGACCCGGGAGUGGGCGGAGCAGCUGACUGAGAUGGGAAAGGGGAAGCACUUCAUCGGGGACUUCCUGCCUCCCGACGAGCUGGAGAAGUUCAUGGAGACCUUCAAGGCGCUGAAAGAAGGCCGCGAUCCGGACUACUCUGAGUAUAAGGAGUUCAAGCUGACGGUGGAGAACAUCGGCUUCCAGAUGCUGAUGAAGAUGGGCUGGAGGGAGGGGGAUGGGCUCGGCUCGGACGGACAGGGAAUAAGGAACCCUGUCAACAGGGGCACCACUGCAGUGGACGGCGCAGGCUUUGGAGUAGACCGCCCCGCGGAGCUGAGCGGGAACGAUGACGAGUACGAUGCUUUCCGCAAGAGGAUGAUGCUGGCCUACCGCUUCAGACCAAACCCCUUGAACAAUCCGAGGAGACCAUACUACUGAGCGAGGCAGCCAGACACAGGUCACAUGAUUUAUUCUCUCUUUCCGAAUCGUCCGACGUCCUCGUCGAGGGCGGAGGAAGACGUUCCAGCUGAAGAUGUUCCGAGCGAGCGGAACCACAGGCUUUUUCUGCGUCCAGUGCAUUCAGAUCCCCCCCCGGAUAGCAACCGUUUUAGUGUCCUUUGUGAAAACACACCUGAUACAUGAAUCAUGGGCGAUGAGGUGGAAGCCAGCCCCUUUGCUACACCCGCGUUAAAAGGGCCAGUGAUAUCUCUCAUACACCAAGUGCUGCAUAUUUAUAGCGGUUUUUGUGCUGAGCUGAGUUAGAUCAGCGCAUCACUCAGUGCACACACUGAGGGCCUGUUUUUGACAGUAACGUCUGCAAUCUGAACACUGAAUUCAAUUCACUUUGUGUCGUUUCUGUCCAGAGCAUUUUCCAAUCACUGCUAAUCCAAAAAGCCAACGGCCGAAUGGUGUGUGUUCCUUCAUUUUAAUUUUUUAAACAAUUAAUCCUUUUUAUGUGGAUUUAAGAGUUUUUUGCGGUUUCAUUGUUGUUAACAGUAUUCAGGGCUUGUAACUACCAAACCGAUUUAAUGGACACAAAAUGAGUUUGUUUCGGUGUCCUUUUACAAGUGCGAACAUUAUUCAUGUGUCAAGUUUGUUUCAAAUAAUACGUAGAAGCUAAGAAUAUGAAAAUUCUUUCCUGUUAAUAAAGUCUCACGUGUGUCUGACUUUC